CUUACACGGGGACAUGGACAGGAAGUGGAAGAACCAAGCACUGUUCUGAGACAAGAAGUUUUUUUCAAGCUUUUGAAUUGUGGACAGCCACAAAAAUGCCCCUGGAACCACAUAUGUGGCAGUUCCCUCAGAAACUGAACACGGUUUGGAGAAUCAAGAGCCGUUUGGCAAUCUCAUCAGUUGGAUUUAUUAGUAAAAUUGUUGUUGGAUUAAAUAAUUUUAAGGUUGUGAACAAGCAAACAUUGACGAGGAACAUACAGGAAACUGGCAAUGGUCGUGGACUGAUCACAGUAACUAAUCAUCAUAGUUGCCUUGAUGACCCAACUUUGUGGGGUAUCCUUGGCUGGAAAUUUGUGUUUGGGAAAGUUGGGGAGAAGAUGAGGUGGACAUUAGCAGCGGACAAUGUCUGCUAUACCAGCCCAUUCAAUGCCAAGUUUUUCUGCCUUGUCAAAAGUAUCCCUGUUGUUAGGGGGGAUUCCGUGUACCAGCGAGGUGUGGACUUUGCCAUCGAAAAGUUAAAUAAUGGUGAAUGGGUGAAUAUUUUUCCUGAAGCCAGAGUCAAUCAAAGUCAGGAGUUUCUCCGGUAUAAAUGGGGUGUUGGAAGAAUGAUUGCAGAAGCUAAAGAAUUACCAGUUGUGAUACCAUUCUUCCAUGUCGGUAUGGACAAUGUAUCACCCAACACAGGACAGUUUAAAUAUUACCCAAGGUUAUUCAAGAGAGUGACCAUGGUUAUUGGUGAUGCAAUCAACUUUUCUGACAUCAUUAAUCAGAAGGAUAAACUCUCUCCAGUGGAGCUGAGAAAGCAGCUAACAGAUUUAAUACAAGAGAGGAUGGCAGAACUGAAAGUGCAGGCCGAGUCUAUACACAAGCAGGCAGCUUCCUAACACAGGCCCAAAUCCUCCACCUACUGUUUUAACUCAGGAUCUGUCAUCAUAGCAGGAGGAAACGCCAUUCUCCUAUAUCCCUGUGUGUAUGUUUGUAGAGUCACUAUCUCAUGUGUGUGGGUGUGUUGGAUAUCUCUAUUACUUAUUUCUGUGUGUGGAGGAUGAAUACAGAUCAUUAUUAUAAGCAGACAAAUCCGGUCGUCGUGUAGUAUGAUUACAGAUCAUUAUUAUAAUCAGACAAAACAUCUUGUCGGAGAGAGGCUUGGAGACAACACAAGUUGACUGCAAAAAUCCUGUUGUUUGGUAAGACCCUUAUCAGCUACCAUCAGAUCUUUUGUUACAUGCAUGAAGUGUAUUUGUGAUGAUCUGUAUUUUAAUCGGAUUGUAUAGGAUAUCUUUUCCUGUCAUAUCUGUGUGGUCUUCAGGACUCUCCUUUAUUUGAUCUAUUUGAAAUACAGUAGCAUGUUUUAUCUAGGGAACACAACUGCUAAAUGGGUUAUACUGAGAGGUGUCAACAAAAGUAUGAUAUACACAGCCUCUAUUAUUAGUUAUGCCCAUAUUUGGGUUACUGGCAUUAUGGGCUGGAAAACACAUAAUUUUGUAUGUUUGAUCAACACAGAAUAAGAUGUAAGAUACAAAAUACUAGGUAACAUAUCAUGUUUAUUUGAAUUUAAUAGCAAAUUCCAACUAGUCACAUACUAUGUAGUAUUUUAAGUAUAAAUGGUGUUUGCACAUACAUGUAGCAAUAAUGUUGUAUUUAGUCAAGAUUUCUACGUCAUUGACAUAAUAAUUAUUAUUAUUAUGAUACCUACAGAUACAGAAUCUUUUACAAGAUAUGUAAAUGUUAUUCAAUGUGACCCAAGCAUUAGAAGGAUGUAAGAUUUGUCUAGAUCGUAUAUUACAGACGUUAUGUGGAUUUGAAAUAUUGCACUAGGGUUUGAAAGACUAAUUGCAUAAGGGAAUUUAUUUACCUAAUAGUAAAAUAGGUAUGUGUAGGAUAGGUGUAGUAAUACGUGUGUUUGGCUAGUCAUUUGAGGGGCUUGGUUUACUAAAUUUAUAAAAGUAUUAUUUUGUGCAUGCAUUUGGUAACAGAAUUUGUAGAAUUGAUAUCAGUAAUUGGAAGCUCUGCUAUUAAAGGGAGGCAACUAAAGCUAACAUGAUAAAUGUGUUGUGAAGGACAUAUUUCCCUUAUUGCAGCUCCUUGAUAUAGGAACAUGAAAGAUACAUGUAGAUAAAGUUGAAAGUCAAUGAUUUAAUAGCAAUUGUAAUACAUUUGAAAGUUUCAAUACAAAAAAAAUCUAAUGGAAUUAAAUUUCUAAAAAUCCUCACCUGUGUGUAGUGUGUGUCGCAUCAAAUGCUCAUCCAUUACCAUAUCAGUAUACUGUUGAAAUGUCAUGUUAAGACAACACAUUACACACUAUAUACGAUGUUAUGAACUAUCUCUGUAUGGUAGAUGUAAAGAAUGUUAAUUGAAAAUAUGAAGGUAGAUUUGGAGAUACAAGAUUUGUUUAGAUGAACAUAAUUUAGUGCCAUACAUGUACAGUUCAUGCUGGUGUAGCUUUAAAUUCCUAUGAAAGAGUGCACUUUCAGUAUUGAAUUUCUAACAAGAAGAUUUUUGAGUACAUAGUAUUACAUUGUCAGUAGUUGUUCAAGCUGUGUAUAAUUAAUGAAAUUAAUAUUACCAUAUCAUUCUGGCUAUAAAAAAUAUCACAUUAAAAUGUUUAAACCUUUUUAAAGAUAAAGCUCUAUAUUCUUGUUACCCGGUAAUUUCUCUUCCAACUCUGUAAGGAAUAUAAAAGACAGCAACCCCUGAAACUUCAAGGAUGUACCAAGAAAUCAAGCAUCUAUAAGGCAUCCUAUGGGAUCAGAUAUCUAGUCAGGCUGUAUUAUAUAUAACAGGCCAAAUUUCCCAUGCAAAUAUUGUGGUACAAUACUAUUGAUAUAUCCCUCCUACAAGACACAUGCCAAUGAGCCAUGUCACUGUCCUCGUUAGCUCUACUGAGACAUCAGUCUAUUGUACACGGUACCGGUGUCAUGCUAUUGUUUCCAGGCUUAUAAAUCCUCUCACAAAACUUAUAAUGUGUAGAUGGCAGAGAUUUUCAUUUACCUUCCUUUCAGUUACUUCCCCCUUCGAAGAUAAAUUGCCUAUCAUUGAUUCUCUGAUUGAGAUUGUGUUGCAAAUUAUUAUACAGAUUAUUUAGUGUUAGUUAAACAACAUUCCUCGGAAUUACAUUUUGAUCGUCUUAAAUGAUAAUAUUCAUCUUGAAUGGAUUAAUAUCAAUUUGAUGUGCUGAUGAACAGAAGUGUUUUGAAUUUUUGAAAGUAAAUUUGUUGUUGCUAGACUGGAUUAUUUUGAUUUUCUUUUGUUUACAAUAAUGUUUACAUUAUAGUUUUAUUGUAUCUUUCCAUUCUAGGUGUGAAAAGUGCUACAUUACUGUACAUACAUUCUCAUGAAUAUAUAAAGCUACGUAUAUUGUACUUCUGACAACUCAAUAUCUAAAUAGAAAUAUUUUCUGUUGAUUACCUGGAUAUGAAUUGUAAACCGGUGGUUUUGUCAUCAAAUAUUCAGGGGUAAUCCACUUCUACAUAAUUUUCAUCACAUUGAUACAGCUUUGGGGCGAUUUGUUGUAUCAGUUUAUAUUUAUACUACAUGUGCAAUGAAUCUUGUAUGUUCAUUUACAACAUACAAUGAAACCAAGUACAUCUGAAAUGCUGAUUCACAGUGUCGGGGAACAUUGUGUUUUGUCUAGUAAGCCUAUAAAUGUUUAAAAGCUGGAUUUGAGGUACAAUAAAUAUGAUAAGUUUUUUGAGAAUAAAGCAUUUAAUGUAAUCAAAGAAUGCUCAUUGCUCAGUAUUAACAUUUAAGUGAUAAUCAUUUGAUUUUACUUCAAUAAAUAUUUUAUGUAUGACUA
This is a messenger RNA of Pecten maximus, 3796 nucleotides long. RefSeq names its product tafazzin-like. Gene Ontology annotation, biological process: inner mitochondrial membrane organization; cardiolipin acyl-chain remodeling. Gene Ontology annotation, cellular component: mitochondrial membrane. Bases 96 to 884 code for a protein of 262 amino acids. The record is from RefSeq and is a predicted model, not a curated record. The transcript has 9 exons. Lineage: Eukaryota; Metazoa; Mollusca; Bivalvia; Pectinida; Pectinidae. Gene Ontology annotation, molecular function: 1-acylglycerophosphocholine O-acyltransferase activity.